Closterium sp. Yama58-4 is the source of this 576-nucleotide messenger RNA. NCBI's taxonomy places the organism in Eukaryota, Viridiplantae, Streptophyta, Zygnematophyceae, Desmidiales, Closteriaceae. The record is from the annotation of a GenBank genome assembly.
AUGAUCCGAUGCGCCUUGAUUCCGAUAGUAACGCUGGUCUCUCCGGUUCCUCCAUCCUCGGACCGCAACGUGACUAUAAAAGAAGCGUUCCUCGCGGCGGCGCUGGUGUCGAUUGCCCACUCAUUGAACCCAGUUACCAUCAGUGGAAUGCUGUAUGGCAUCAAUGAGAUUCCCAAGGAUGCCUCCCAAGCUGGCACGAACGUCGGGGACCCAACCGGCGUGACGGACAUGACAUUGAAAAUUUACAAGAGAAAAGGCCAGCCUGUGUGGCUCGAGUACGAAACGUGGGCUUUCGAUAUGGUGGACAAUGCGUCGCCGACCAUGACGCAUGUGCACAAAGCACCAGCGGAAGAAAACGGUCCCUUGGUAUUGAAUCUGCCUUGCAAGUACGAGUACUUGACAGAGAACAAGGCAUGGCAUUGCAAUGGCACGCUAGGCAAGAAACCAGCGGAACGGACUAGAACGUUUGUGUCGGUUCUCAAGGCGAUUUCGGAGACUCCAUGGAUGUUUUAUGGGAAUGUUCACACUGCCAACUAUCCUGAUGGCGCAGUGCGCGACCAGCUUCAAGAAGUGUAG